This is a messenger RNA of Caenorhabditis angaria, 1725 nucleotides long. The record is from the annotation of a GenBank genome assembly. Lineage: Eukaryota; Metazoa; Nematoda; Chromadorea; Rhabditida; Rhabditidae.
AUGGCGCUUUCACAUCAAUUGUGUCAUAUACUGCGAAAUGAGACAAAUUAUAGUCUUAUCGACUUUGAUUCUCUGCUUGAACUUGAAAAAUUGAAAAAUGAAUCAACAACGGCAAGCAUUAACAGGGUGAGUAUUUUUCAAUAAUAUCAAAUUUUUCAAAUUGUAUUGAUUUUUUCCAGAUCACCUAUGCUUACAUCGCACCAUUCAUCAUAAUGGUGGGAAUAAUUGGUGACAUUUUAACAGUGGUCACUUUAACUCACCCUCUUUUAAGAAAAGCUUCAAUUAUUUAUACCUAUUUGACACUGCUAGCUAUGACUGAUUUGGUGAGAAAGAAAAAUCGGAAUUUUUGAAAAUUCAAAAUCACGAUUUCAGCUAACUCAAUUAUCGGUUCUUCCAAUGAUACUGUGGUUGCUGAAUGUUCGAGUGUGCUCAAAAGCAUCGGCCUUUUACUAUGCACAUAUUGGAUUCCCAUUGGUAUGAGAUCCAUUGUUUUUUCCUUUCUUUUGAUUUUUUCAUCUAAUAUUCUUACAGGCAAAUGCUUUAAUGGGUGCUUCGGUUUGGAUUGUGGUAUUUCUGACAUUAUCUCAAUAUAUGGCAGUAUGUAAGCCGUUUGCAUAUGGUUUACGUUCUCGGAAAAUAUGCUUCAUACUUUUUGCAUUGGCCUAUGUGUUCAAUUUUUUGAUCUACGCUCCAUGGGCAGCCAAGAAACAUGUUACAGAUAUGAGUGAAUUUGUGCCAGUGGUAAAUCCCUAAUUUUAAAAUUAUGAAGAUUAAUUUUCCUCUAAUUUCAGAGACUUCAUAAUGACAUUUGUCCGUAUGUUGUUUGUGAUCUUGCUGUUGAACCCUUUUGGUUUUCCUAUUAUGUUAUACCACGAGAACUUCUUUCAAGAGUUUUUCCAUUUUUGAUUGUGGCAUUUUUGAACACCAGAAUAUUGAUCACAUAUAGGUAAUAAGAUAACAUAAGCUACAGUAACCAGACACUUUUUAUUUAGAAAAACAAAACGUGAUAGAAUGGAACGAUUGGCCAACUCACAAAAACGAUUUAUGUAUGAGAAAAGCGAGAAAGAAGAAAAACGACUAUUCAUGUUAUUAUUCGGAAUUGUGAUAAUAUUUUUUGUUUGCACAAUUCCCGCGGCACCAUUGACAUAUUUAGUCGAAGACUCGAAAAGUUUCAUUGUUUCGUUCCAGGUAUUUUUUUGUGAAAAAAAGCUUCUCCAAAUUAAUACAAGUCGCACACUUAUAAAUAAGUGCUUUCAGGUAUUCCGCGCAGUUGUCAAUAUUCUUGAAUUCACCAAAUUUGCAUUGAACUUCUAUUUUUAUUGUUUGAUCAAUCCGGAUAUUCGUGGAAUCUGUGCGCAUGUUAUCAUGUGUAGAAAGAUCACAAGGCCUCCUCGAGUUAAAGGGCAACCAACUACACCAAUCUCAAUGUAUACAAGAUCCACCAAAAAUUCAACAAUUCGUGACAAUCACAAGGGAAGUGAGAAAAGACGAAUUGGAGAUGAAUCAAAUCAAAGAGAUAGUGUUAAAAGAUUGGAUGAUUCAAGAAAUAAUUCGUUGAAGUCUGGGUAAAUUUUUCAUUCUCUAAAUUUCUAAUCUAAAAAACAACCCUUUUUUUUCAGACGCGAUAACACACGAAAAGGUGUUGCGGCGGAUAGUCUCAUCGAAAAACUCACCGUGAUCAAAGAAAAUGAAUCGGUGACUUCAGAAACUGGUGAUCGUGUAUAA